This is a messenger RNA of Strongylocentrotus purpuratus (purple sea urchin), 2762 nucleotides long. Its product is annotated as putative aldolase class 2 protein CC_1201. The transcript has 6 exons. Gene Ontology annotation, molecular function: actin filament binding. NCBI's taxonomy places the organism in Eukaryota, Metazoa, Echinodermata, Echinoidea, Camarodonta, Strongylocentrotidae. Gene Ontology annotation, cellular component: cytoskeleton. The record is from RefSeq and is a predicted model, not a curated record. Bases 180 to 1103 code for a protein of 307 amino acids.
CGUCUUUGUUGGAGGAGUGUUAUCUGGUGCUCGUGAUUGUAUUUGUUUACUAAUACAAGACGUAUAUCCAUUAGGAUUAUCAUAAAAAUAUCAGCUCCAACGGAUUGCUACUCAACACCGGUGCCACGUACUACGUAUUUCUUUCGUUCAUAGUUAGUUGUAACUGAAUUCAUACAAACAUGUUUACUAUGAGAAAGCUGCUACGUUUGGCUGUGAAUCAAUCAACGGAAGAAUGGUCAAGCUUUUGCAGUGGUAAGCUGAAACCAUUGUUCUUAACUCAGUUCUGUAACUUAAGAUGGCAGACCACUGCAUCAACCGUCACAUCGAGUCGCCCUAAAGACCAAUCUAGUCGCGAUGAAGCAAAUUACAAGGCCCGUGUAGACCUGGCUACAACAUACAGAGCGUUAGAAUUUUUUGAUAUGGGCGAGGGCAUCUGUAACCAUUUGACUCUUAGAGCGCCAUCUCGCGUCAGAGAAGAAGAUGUGAUGCUACUCAUCCCAUACGGAAUGCACUGGAAAGAGGUGACUGCUUCGGGCCUACUGGGAAUGGAUUUCUUCACCGGAGAAGUUAUAGAGGGAGAUGGAGAACCGAAUAUCUCUGCUUCCUGCAUACACAGACCAAUCCAUAAUGCACGUUAUCCAAUAGACGGGAUGACAGCAGUAUUGCACACUCACCAACCUUACACUACAACCAUCGCUUGCAUGAAGGACCCUGAACCGUUCAAGAUUGGCCUGAGUCAGAACAGCAUGCGUUUUCUGAACAAGAUCGCGUAUGACAUGCAGUACGACGGGUUUGCAAACGUUUCUGAUGAAGGCGAGAGGUUAGCCAAGGUAUUAGGAGACAAGGACCUUCUCUUAAUGGGACAGCAUGGAGUCUUAGCAGUAGCCAAGAGAGCAUGCGAUGCAUUUGAUAAUUUGUAUUAUCUCGAAAGAGCGGCCCAGAUACAGGUUCUUCUAAUGUCUUCUGGGGCCCAAGGAAUGACCGCAACUCCUGAAGUCAUAAAAUCCGUAGCUGACGAUGACUGCUACGAGCAUAAUGCAUCGGCAUUUUUUGAAAGCAUGAAGAGAAUUCUGGCCAACGAAAAACCAAAUUUAAUGGAUUAAGAAGAUGUGUUUCGUUUUCUCAUGAUGGGGAAUAACUGUGGAAGCGCAAUGAGAUGUUAUCCAUACAAAAACUAAAUUGUAUUUUUUCGAAAUAUAUACCCUAUAUCUUUAAUGUUUACAAAUAGCAAUAUACUAAAGAUUUAGAGUGGCUGCAGUUUUUUCUUCUCGUAAGUCAAAUAAAAUAUGCCUCUCCAGUCUCCAGUCAUGACCAGGUUUGAUUCCUGGAGUUGUGCUUUUUACCCCUAUUGAAGGGCAUUUAAAACGGCCUAUUUCAAGUGAUUAGGCGACCCAUUGUUGGGCUCGGAAAGAGAACAAAAUGUUUGUUCAUGUAAUAAAAAAGUAGAGACUUGCCCUUGAAGUAUUGAUCAUGGUUCGAAGGCCAUUUAUUUUGCCGGUUCAGAAACGAGACCAGCUUAUUUUGGCCUCCGAAUGAAAAUGAUGUACGCUCAAUGUUGAGGGCAAUGUUAUGAUUUAGAAAUUCAAGAUGGUAGCAUUAUAUUACGAGAUGAAGAACGAAAGUUAAGGUUUACAUUUAUAAUUUGUAAAUGAUUUUGGUUACGCAUGUAACUAAUAAUGGCUCUACAUCAAGUUAGAAUCAUGAUAAUGGAAAAAUAUAUGAAUGGACCUCGCUUAUAUCCAAAAGAUUAACAUAGUUGUAAUGUAUCUUCUACACGCUUUUCCGUUGCAGCUAUACUUGAUUAUAUUAUAUGAAGAAUGUGAUGGUCAUAAACAAAAUUGAAAGGACUCGCAACCAUUCCUUUGUAAGAAUUUAUUUUCAACGGACUGAAAUCUUAAUGGCAUUUUGGGGAAAAUGAAGGCUUGUUUUUGAUUGCUUCCCUUCAAUCACGGGAUUCUAUCAAAAGGCAUGAAUCCGAUUGAAAUUUAAUUAUAUUUCUACUCCCUAUCCACUAAAGUAUUAACUAGUACCAUCGCUUAUCCUUUCACAGAGUCAGAUAAACGUCCCUACAAAUAUAUUUUAUUGGUGCAAGCCAAGUUUUUCAAUUCUAUAUUUCAUAUACAGAUAUCAGUGUACCUAUUAUUUGGCUAAAAUUAUGUUUAAAAUUUAUCUUGAAGACUAAGCAUUAUAUAUCUUUUAUAUUUCUAUGACCGAUAAUGAAUUAUAUUUCAAAUGCAAUUGUUGAAAAAAAUAUUAUUUAUCUUUUUGGAAAAUGAUUUCAGAUGAUUUUCCCCUUAUUUGAAUCGAUUUCAAUAAUCUUUUCGUAAUUUUACUUUCAUUUCUCACAUAUAUAUAUAUAUAUAUACCUAUACUUGUGUAUCAUUAUGUAACACUGUUCUAAACGUAUGAACGAGAAAGCAAUUAUAGAGUGGGGACGGCUUAUCUAUAUGAACCUAUACUUCUCAUAUCCAAGAAGAAUAUUUGUCCUUCUCUUUUUGAGGGGGGGGGGGGGGUAAUUCGUGUAUUCCUUUUCUACACUUGCCUGAUAAAUUGUUUAGGGUGAUUAAAAAAUGUAGAACUGCUUCUCACUGUAAUAUACAUGAAGAACUGUAAAAUUAAACUUUUACCAGGGAAUUGACGUCAUUAUUCUGUAUAUUGUUGAAUCUUUUUUUUCUUCAUGAGUUUCAUAUGAUUUGUUAAGGCAUUAUAAAUGAGCAUAAUGCCGACUGUUUUGUGGUUUAGUCAUAAAGGCCGUCACCAGA